UGUAAAUCGAUUCCAGUUUCAAAUCGAUUAAUUUAAAUCGAUACAAUGAUUGAUCAAACAAUCGAAACUAAUGACAGUAAUGACAUAAUAAGAUAAAAUUUUAGAUAAAAUUUGUAUUUGUAUUGACUUUUGACCUUGUCUUGUAUAAUAAGUAGGUCAUAAAGGCUAAGAUUUUUAUUUUAAAUAUUUUAAUAGUUAGUGCUUGUUUACCGGCAACUUACAGUAUUUAUUUUUUGUAUUAAGGUUUUUAAUAAAUAUUCCGGAAACAAUGUCCUGGUUUUCCGAAGUAGAAUUGGGUCCUCCAGUGGAGGUUUUUGCUCUUAUCAAGGCCUUCAACGAAGACACGUUUGAAAAAAAAGUCAAUUUGAGUGUUGGAGCAUACCGGACAGCAGAAGGCAAGCCCUGGGUUCUUCCUGUUGUACGACAUGUUGAAAGAAAAUUAGCCGAUAAUGACUCUUUAAAUAAGGAAUAUUUGCCGAUUUUGGGUUUAGAGUCAUUUAGUAUUGCAGCUACAAAUUUAUUAUUAGGACUUGAUUCUCCAGCCCUUAUUUCCAAAAAGGCUUUUGGAAUUCAAUGCCUUUCUGGAACUGGAUCAUUGAGAGUUGGAGCUGAAUUUCUUGCAAGAGUUUUAGGAAAGAAAAUAUUCUACUAUUCAAAACCUACUUGGGAAAAUCAUCUUUUAAUUUUCAAAAAUGCUGGAUUCGCUGAGGGUCGGGAGUACCGUUACUGGAAUCCUAGUACACGUGGAUUAGACUUUGAUGGUUUAAUUGAGGAUUUAAAAAAUGCACCUAAAGAUUCUGUUGUUAUUCUGCAUGCAUGUGCUCACAAUCCAACAGGAACUGAUCCUACUCCCGAACAAUGGGACCAAAUUUCAGACGUUAUAAAAGAACGAACAUUAUUCCCAUUCUUUGACUGCGCUUAUCAAGGUUUCGCUUCCGGGAAUCUGGAAAAGGAUGCAUUUGCAGUACGAAGGUUCGCUUCACUGGGAUUUGAAUUCUUCUGUGCCCAGAGUUUUGCCAAAAAUUUUGGACUCUAUAAUGAACGUGUUGGAAACUUGACCGUAGUUAUUAACAAUCCAGAAUUAAUACCUGCCACGAAGUCACAAUUUACUCUCAUAGUAAGAGGAAUGUACUCAAAUCCUCCAUCUCAUGGUGCUAGAAUAGUCGAAUCUGUUCUCAGUAACCCCGAGUUAUUGAGCCAAUGGGAGGAUCACAUUAAAACUAUGUCUUCAAGAAUUAUCGAUAUGAGAAAGCAAUUAAGAGAGGCUUUAGAACAACUUGAUACUCCCGGCGAUUGGAGCCAUCUUACUAAACACAUAGGCAUGUUUUCCUAUACAGGUCUAAAUGAGAUUCAGUCUGAGCACAUGGUCAAAAAGCAUCACGUUUAUCUAUUGCGUUCCGGACGAAUCAGUAUGGCUGGAUUGAACCCCAGUAACGUGUAUUAUGUGGCUAAAGCUAUUCAUGAAACUGUCAGUUCGAUGCCCAGCAAGAUAUGAAUAUAUUAUACCUAUAUACAAAUUAAGUUUAAUGUGUACAGCUACAUAGAAUUGUUUACAUCAAAUGUAUAAUAAAUAUUUUAAUCAUGUUAAAAUUGUUUGUUUUCAUUACAAAUAGUAAUAGUAGUUGAAUUUAAUCUCAAAUAUGUUGUCC
Psylliodes chrysocephalus is the source of this 1649-nucleotide messenger RNA. The record is from the annotation of a GenBank genome assembly. NCBI's taxonomy places the organism in Eukaryota, Metazoa, Arthropoda, Insecta, Coleoptera, Chrysomelidae.